AUGCCGUCAAGAAGCUAUAAGGACCAGUCCCUCAUCCACCAGUUACAGGACAGGACAGUGGAUAGUGAGCCAGAGAUCCAUUAUGGGAAAGUCCAGAGUUCACGUGGCAUACAAAUAUCCAUUAUGUGGAGACGGAACCAAACUGGUGGAAUGUUUCAAGAGUUUAUCCUUGUUAGCUUCCCAGGUUUUCGAGAUAAAAACAGCAGGAGUUUCAUUUUUGGAGUGUUGCUCCUUUUCUAUUGUUUUAUAGUCUUUGGAAAUCUGUUUAUAGUAACGAUGUGGGUACUUGACAAAGAACUGCAUAGCCCCAUGUAUGUGUUAAUAUCCAAUCUAGCUCUUGUGGAUAUAAUUAUUUCCACUACUACAAUACCGAAAAUGUUGUCUGUUUUCAGUGCAGGGUCCAGCUCCAUUUCUAUUACAGGCUGUUUCAUUCAGAUGUUUAUCUGCGGGGCCAUGAACACAUCAGAGUCGCUUCUUCUUGCACUCAUGGCAUAUGAUAGAUACAUUGCUAUCUGUAAGCCCCUCCACUACUUCACGGUUUCGAACAACAGUAUAGUCAUGAAGCAGAUCAUUUGCUGUUGGCUGUGUGCUUUCAUGGUCAUGGUUGCACCACUCACUGUCAUCCAUGGGUUGCCAUUCUGUGGGUCCAAUGUAGUGGUCCACACAUUCUGUGACAGCUCCUCACUUCUGAGGUUAGCCUGUAGUGACACUUCUCUUAGCUCUUAUAUAAUACUGGCUGUAAGCUUGCCUGUGAUCAUAGUGCCUCUAGUCUGCAUCCUUUUGUCCUACACAAGGAUCGUCAUGUCAGUUCUCCAGAUCACUAACUCUGAGGGACGCCAAAAGGCCUUCUCUACCUGUACUACCCACCUGCUGGUCCUCCUUAUCUUCUUUCUUGUUGGAGCUGGUGUGCACAUAUCAAAUAUGCUUCCUGACGCUUCUCUAGAUGCUCAUAUGCUGGCAUCAGUCAUUCAGAAUAUCCACGGGUCAUGCAGUGGAAAUAUUGCAAAAUGGCAGUGUAUCGUGCAGCUUUUCCAAUGGGAGUUCCUUGGUGAUUCAAGCACAAUCAUUAUAGCUCUUCGGGGAGAAUCUGUCAUGAUCAUCAGAAUAGGGAGGUUCCCCCUUAGUGAGCUGAGUGCGAUCAUCAGAGCAGAGGAGAGGAUUGAGCAUGAUCUGCAGAGCGAUGACCAACUCUGA
Messenger RNA from Polypterus senegalus (gray bichir), 1194 nucleotides. RefSeq names its product olfactory receptor 6C4-like. Gene Ontology annotation, molecular function: G protein-coupled receptor activity; olfactory receptor activity. Gene Ontology annotation, biological process: G protein-coupled receptor signaling pathway. Gene Ontology annotation, cellular component: membrane. Bases 1 to 1194 code for a protein of 397 amino acids. The transcript has 4 exons. The record is from RefSeq and is a predicted model, not a curated record. NCBI's taxonomy places the organism in Eukaryota, Metazoa, Chordata, Cladistia, Polypteriformes, Polypteridae.